AUGGCAUCCAAUAGAGAGCAAGAAAAGGUCCAGAACACCGAUCAUCAUCUUCCAUUGAACGAGAAUGACUCUCAGGACAUGUUCAUCUUCCACGUCUUGAACGAAGCCAACAACGCUCAUCAUCAUGCCCUGCAAACCAAUAACUACCGUCACCAGUUGCAAUUACCCCCGAGAAACCAAACCGCCGCGCUCCAACCAGCCAGGACCAUCGGGAAGAAGCAUUACAGAGGCGUCAGGCGUCGUCCCUGGGGAAAAUUUGCGGCCGAGAUCCGUGACUCGACUCGACAAGGGGUUCGGGUUUGGCUCGGGACAUUCGAAACAGCUGAAGAAGCUGCUCUGGCUUACGACAGGGCGGCUUUUAGGAUGCGUGGUUCCAAGGCUUUACUCAAUUUUCCGGCUGAAAUCAUGGCGGCGGCGGCGUCGGUUCAACGAAUAAGACCAAAUUUAAGCUCCAAAAGCAUGGAGAGAGCAACCCUUGAUUCAGGAAGUAGCUCCAGCAUGAUUUCAUUUGGGACAUCGAAAUCAGAGUCAGAGAGCAGCACAAAAGGGGAGUCCCAUAAUAAAGGCUCAGAAUCAGAUAACUUGAACAACACAAGGUCUUGA
This is a messenger RNA of Hibiscus syriacus, 603 nucleotides long. RefSeq names its product pathogenesis-related genes transcriptional activator PTI5-like. The coding region runs from base 1 to 603 and encodes 200 amino acids. Gene Ontology annotation, biological process: ethylene-activated signaling pathway; regulation of DNA-templated transcription. The record is from RefSeq and is a predicted model, not a curated record. NCBI's taxonomy places the organism in Eukaryota, Viridiplantae, Streptophyta, Magnoliopsida, Malvales, Malvaceae. The transcript has a single exon. Gene Ontology annotation, molecular function: DNA binding; DNA-binding transcription factor activity.